Molecule: messenger RNA, 2172 nt
Organism: Ictalurus punctatus (channel catfish)
Lineage: Eukaryota; Metazoa; Chordata; Actinopteri; Siluriformes; Ictaluridae
Gene: dpep2
Product: dipeptidase 2
Exons: 12
Coding region: 289-1581 (430 amino acids)
Biological process (GO): proteolysis
Molecular function (GO): metallodipeptidase activity
Source: RefSeq, a predicted model, not a curated record
CAGGAAGUCUGAAUUGUACACACACAAACAUUGUUGGAAAACCCUGAAUGGGUGUCAACUCAUCGCAGGGCACAAUCGCACAACCAUUUACACAAUUUGGGAAUGCGGAUCAGGCAUCGCAUGUCUUUGGACAGCUGAAGGAAAGAGGAAGGGCGUCAUUUCAACUCCACUUUUAAGCUUCAGCAGUUAAUGGAGACCUAGAACAGCACAUUUGGGUGGUGAAAAGAGGAUCCACAGCACAACAGCGCUCUUAAACUUCUAUAACCCGCUGUUAACGAGAACCAGACCAUGUUAACCCUCAAAGGACUGGGCGUAUGUGAGCUGAGCCUGUGCUGUGCUUUCCUCCUCCUUCUGCGUGGAGUGCAGUCUGAUUCCAGUAAAACUUUGGAGCUGAUGUCUAUGUACCGACUGAUAGAUGGACACAAUGACCUCCCUUUGCACCUGCGCAUGCUCGGGAAUAACAAACUCAGCCAGUUUGAUUUGUACAACAGCCCGAAAACAGCUACGGAUAUUACCCGACUCAAAGCUGGUCAUGUUGGAGGACAGAUGUUUGCGGCAUAUGUGUUAUGUACAGCUCAGGACAAGGACGCCGUUAGACUGGCAUUGGAGCAGAUUGAUGUGAUACGACGUAUGUGCACUGAAUACCCAGAGCUGGAGUUGGCUACCACCGCUGCAGAAAUGAAUGCCACAAAGAAGAUAGCUUGUUUGAUCAGUGUGGAAGGAGGCCAUGCAAUUGAUAGCAGUCUGCCAGCUUUACGCAUGUUCUACCAACUUGGAGUGAGAUCUAUGGCACUCACACACACCUGCAACACACCUUGGGCAGAAAGCUCUUCCCUAUAUUACCCUUACUACAAGAGAGAAAACAAAAGCUUGACAGAAUUUGGAAAGGCAGUAGUGCAUGAGAUGAACAGACUGGGAAUGUUGAUUGAUCUGUCUCAUUCUUCCUGGGCUACAGCGGAAGCCGUGCUGCAACUUUCCAAAGCUCCGGUCAUCUUCAGCCACUCCGCCGCCUACAAAAUCUGUAACAACCCACGCAACGUCCCUGAUAAACUGCUUCUCAUGCUGAAAGCAAAUGGAGGACUCAUCAUGGUGAACUUCUACAGUGAUUUUAUAGCCUGUGGUGAUCAGUCAGAUGUCUCUCUUGUAGCUGACCAUUUUGACUAUCUUAAGCAUGUGAUCGGAGCAGAGCACAUUGGAAUCGGGAGUGACUAUGAUGGGGCCAGCGGAUUCCCUCAGGGUCUGGAGGAUGUGUCUAAAUACCCUGCUCUGAUUGGAGAACUAUUGCGUAGGCACUGGAGUGAGGCGGAUCUGGCAGGUGUGCUGAGGCUCAACUUUCUCAGAGUCUUUGAGAAAGUGGAGAAGAUACGUGAUGAACUACGCAACACUCUUCCCAGUGAAGUGUCAAUCCCCCUUGCAGAGGCCCAAAACGAAUGCCGUUUGGUUCUGAGGCACCCGAAUAGCUCAAAAAUGGUCAAGUCAUCUGGUAUGCAAGCGAGUAAUCUUUUAGGCUCAGGUGCUCUGUUUUGGACUGUUCUCUUUUUCCACUUUAUGCUGCUACAUAAACCGACAUAUCUGAAUUGAUUCUGAGACAAUAGUUCAUUUAAAAGUCUCAAGAAGUUCUUUGUGAAAAGGGCAUCGCAAGUUUGAGUACUAUUAUAGUGAAGCCAUAUAUUCAAGCCAUAUAUUCAGUAUAUAUACUGAAGACCUUGUUUAUACCUGGUUUUCAUGCUGUUGCAAAUUCCCCUUCUCAGCAUGUGGUGGGUUUCCCUGUGUAAUGAAUGCUGCCUAUUUUGUUUUGUUGAGUUCUGUCCAGGUGCUUUUUUGUUUACUUUGCCUGUUUACCUGUGUUUCUGUAUUCGAUUCUGUCUCUACCCUGUCUCAUUACUUGUCUGUUACCUAAUGUGUGCACCUGUUCCGAGUGCAUCCCUUGACUAGUUUUCUUUAUAUACACUCAUGUUCCUUUGUUUCAUCGAAAAGUCUUGUUCAUUGUAAGAGUGCAUUACUGCGCUGCCUUCGAUGAUUCAGUGUUUCCUAGUUGUGACCUUGACAGCACUUUUGUUUUUGAAUUUUCCUUGGUUGUCACUGCCUGCAUGGGAAUUGACCCCCUCCAGGGAUUGUGAUGAUGAUUUUUGGCUUAUCCCUAAUAAACAAUAAGGAGUUUAUGCACUUACA